AGAUCAUCCAAUUUCGAAUGGCUGUAGCUUCAAAAACAUUAAACCGUCCAUCAAUACUGCGGAAAGAACAAACAAGUAAGAGCAGCAGAAAAAUAGUUAUUUCUCAGGAUUUUGUUGAAUUACCAAUUGGAGCUGAUUUUGAUCCAUCGAAACUAAAAACAUGUAAAAGUGCUAAUAUCGAGAUGAGAAGUAUGCAAAAACGUGGUUCUUGA
Molecule: messenger RNA, 212 nt
Organism: Loa loa (African eye worm)
Lineage: Eukaryota; Metazoa; Nematoda; Chromadorea; Rhabditida; Onchocercidae
Exons: 1
Coding region: 18-212 (64 amino acids)
Source: RefSeq, a predicted model, not a curated record